CCUUUAUCUAUCAACUUUCAGGAUUUAGAUGUCCUUGCAAGAGAAAUUGAGGAAUUCAAACCUAAAGUGAGAGAGAAUAUAUUUAGUUUGUCUUCCGAUGCAAUAAAGAGGAAGAUACUUUCGAUCCAUUUGCUGAUCAACCUUGGUCUCUCUUAUCAUUUUGAGAACGAGAUCGAAGAGACCUUAAAAGAGGCUUUUGAAAAGAUAGAAAAUUUGAUCGCUGAUGAAAAUGAUUUGUACACAAUCUCAAUCAUGUUUCGAGUUUUCAGAACAUAUGGUCACAACAUGUUGUCCGAUGUUUUCAACAGAUUCAAAGGAAACAACGGCGAGUUCAAGGAAAGUUUAAUAGAAAACGUUAAGGGUAUGCUAAGCCUCUACGAAGCUGUGCACUUUGGGACAACGACGGAUCAUAUGUUGGAUGAAGCAUCACGCUUCACAUUAGACCACUUGGAGCCACUAACUACAGGUCACACAGCGAUCCCACUACAUAUUUUAAAGCUUAUACGCAAAGCUCUUCACAUACCUCAGCACCGGAACAGCCAAGCUCUAGUUGCAAGAGCGUAUAUUUCUUUCUAUGAACAAGAAGAGGACCACGAUGAAACACUGCUCAAGCUAGCCAAGCUCAAUUUCAAGUUUUUGCA
Molecule: messenger RNA, 641 nt
Organism: Arabidopsis lyrata subsp. lyrata
Lineage: Eukaryota; Viridiplantae; Streptophyta; Magnoliopsida; Brassicales; Brassicaceae
Product: alpha-barbatene synthase
Exons: 2
Biological process (GO): sesquiterpene biosynthetic process
Molecular function (GO): cyclase activity; terpene synthase activity
Source: RefSeq, a predicted model, not a curated record